Messenger RNA from Staurois parvus, 663 nucleotides. NCBI's taxonomy places the organism in Eukaryota, Metazoa, Chordata, Amphibia, Anura, Ranidae. The record is from the annotation of a GenBank genome assembly.
GAUCACCGAUCCACGGAAGGAGCCGAAGAUGUCGGUUCGGUCAUUGUCCAUCAGUGCCAGCUCUCAGUGCUCAUCCAUGCCACCUGCCAGUGCCCAUCAGUACCACAUCAGUGCCACAUUUCAGUGCUCAUCAGUGCCACAUCAAUGCCACAUAUCAGUGCCCAUCUGAGCUGCCUUUCAGUGUCACCCAUCAGUGCCAGUCAGUGCCACCUAUCAAUGCCAGUCAGUGCCACCUAUCAGUGCCAUUCAGUGCCGCCUAUCAGUGCCAGUCAGUGCCGCCUAUCAGUGUGCAUCAGUGCCACCUAUCAGUGCCCGUCAGUGCUGCCUAACAGUGCCAGCCAGUGCCACCUAACAGUGCCAGUCAGUGCCGCCUAUCAGUGCCACUUAUCAGUGCCAUAUAUGAGUGCUGCUUUUCAGUGCCCAUCAGUGAUGCCUGUCAAUGCCCAUCAGUGCAACCUACCAGUGCCUCCUCAUCAGUGCCCAUCAGUGCCACCUAUCAAUGUCCAUCAGUGCAGCAUAUCAGUGCCCAUCAGUGCAGCCUCAUUAGCGCACAUCAGUGAAGGAGAAAAACCACUUAUUUACAAAAUUUUAUAACAAAAACUAAGAAAAAACUUUUUUUUUUCAAAAUUUUCAGUGGUUUUUGGUUUGUUUUUAAAAAAAAAA